This is a messenger RNA of Caenorhabditis remanei, 1032 nucleotides long. RefSeq lists its product as uncharacterized. The coding region runs from base 1 to 1032 and encodes 343 amino acids. Lineage: Eukaryota; Metazoa; Nematoda; Chromadorea; Rhabditida; Rhabditidae. The transcript is spliced from 4 exons. Gene Ontology annotation, biological process: cytoplasmic translation; tRNA methylation. Gene Ontology annotation, cellular component: cytoplasm. The record is from RefSeq and is a predicted model, not a curated record. Gene Ontology annotation, molecular function: tRNA methyltransferase activity.
AUGGGGAAAACGUCGCGAGACAAGAGAGACAUAUAUUAUCGACUGGCAAAGGAGAACAAAUGGAGAGCAAGAAGCGCGUUCAAGUUGAUGCAGAUUGAUGAUGAAUUUCAGAUUUUGAAGGGUGUCCGCCGAGCAGUCGAUUUGUGCGCCGCUCCUGGAAGUUGGUCGCAAGUUCUCUCGAAACGUCUUUUCGAGGAAGACAAAGAGGCAAAAAUCGUGGCGAUCGACUUGCAACCAAUGGCACCAAUUCCAGGAGUGAUUCAACUGCAAGGAGAUAUCACAUCGGUUGAUACAGCUAAUCAAGUCAUUGAGCACUUCUCCGGAGAUAAAUCGGACAUUGUGAUUUGCGACGGAGCUCCAGAUGUUACUGGAAUUCACUCACUCGAUGAAUUCAUGCAGGCUGAAUUAAUCCUGGCUGCUUUCAAUAUCACAAGCCACGUGCUUCGCCCAGGAGGAAAUUUCCUUGCGAAAAUCUUCCGCUCUCGAAACUCAUCCCUCCUCUACGCUCAAAUGAAGAGAUAUUUCAAGAAGGUCUACCUCGCCAAACCGAGAAGCUCUCGUCAGUCGAGUUGCGAGGCAUUCGUGCUCUGUUUGGACUACUCUCCACCAGAGGGAUUCGUUCCGACGAUGGGAAGAUCAUCGCUAGAAAUCACAGACGCUUCCGGUGUCACUGCAGAGAUUAUCGAUGGAUUUGUGACGUGUGGAGAUUUGAGUGGAUGGGAUAGUGAGAAGUCGUACCCGUUGGAUAUUCAUGUCAGUUUUCCGAGAGGAGAAUCGACUGAUGAGGACAGAAAUCGCUACGAGUUCAAAGACGUCGUCCAACCCCCCACUGACCCAGCUUACAAAGAGGCGCUCGAGAUGAAAAAGACCGGAGUUUUCAGCAAUAUGAACGCGGAAUUGCAAAGAGAGCUCAAAAACGAAUCCAUUCGUGGCAAGAAACAGAAGAAGAUAAAAGAAACUGAAGAGGAAGCUGCAAAGGAUGACACCGCGGCAGUGACGGAACAGUUGGAAGCCGCAAAUAUCGAUGAAUGA